Messenger RNA from Marmota monax (woodchuck), 3029 nucleotides. RefSeq names its product X-prolyl aminopeptidase 3 (gene Xpnpep3). Gene Ontology annotation, molecular function: manganese ion binding; metalloaminopeptidase activity. The transcript has 10 exons. The record is from RefSeq and is a predicted model, not a curated record. Lineage: Eukaryota; Metazoa; Chordata; Mammalia; Rodentia; Sciuridae. Bases 16 to 1692 code for a protein of 558 amino acids. Gene Ontology annotation, cellular component: mitochondrion.
CGGGUGCGGGCGUUGAUGUCAGCAUUCUGCGCCGCCGCGAGAGGAAAGCCCGCGAGCGGCGCCAGCCGGAAGGGGAGGGGCGGUUGGUCCGGUUUCCUGGCGACGCGGCUGUGCUGGUGGCUCCUUCGCGGGCUGAUUCCCUUUUUUUUCCUGACGUGUGAGCUGGCAGUUAUGCUUUGGCUACUCUCUACUCCCAAGCUGGUUCCUGCUUUAGCAAGCGCCCGCGGCCUCUCAGGAUGCAUAUCAUGUUUGCAGCGAAGAUACUCUCUCCAGCCUGUGCCAGAGAGGAGAAUUCCAAAUCGAUAUUUAGGCCAGCCUAGCCCCUUCACACAUCCACACCUCCUCAGACCAGGGGAGGUGACACCAGGACUAUCUCAGGUGGAAUAUGCACUUCGUAGACACAAACUGAUGUCUCUGAUCUACACGGAAGCACAGGAGCAAAGUGGGACAGACCAGACAGUGGUUGUGCUCUCCAAUCCUACGUACUACAUGAGCAAUGACAUUCCCUACACUUUCCACCAAGACAACAAUUUCCUGUACCUGUGUGGAUUCCAAGAGCCUGAUAGCAUUCUGGUCCUUCAGAGCCUGCCUGACAAGGAGUUACCAUCACAUAAGGCCAUGCUUUUUGUGCCUCGGAGAGACCCCAGUCGAGAACUUUGGGAUGGUCCUCGAUCUGGCACGGAUGGAGCAAUAGCUCUAACUGGAGUCGAUGAAGCCUAUACACUAGAAGAAUUUCAACAUCUAGUACCAAAGCUGAAAGCUGAGUCGAACAUCAUUUGGUAUGACUGGAUGAAGCCUUCUCAUGCACAGCUUCAUUCUGACUACAUGCAGAGUGUGACUGAGGCCAAAGCCAGGAGCAAGAACAAGGUUCGGGGUGUUCAGCAUCUGGUACAGCGCCUCCGGCUAAUCAAAUCUUCUGCAGAAAUUGAGAGAAUGCAGAUUGCUGGGAAGCUGACAUCACAGGCUUUCAUAGAAACCAUGUUUGCCAGUAAAGCCCCUGUGGAAGAGGCCUUUCUUUAUGCCAAGUUUGAAUUUGAAUGCCGGGCUCGUGGUGCAGACAUCUUAGCCUACCCACCUGUGGUUGCUGGUGGUAAUCGGUCAAACACUUUGCACUAUGUGAAGAAUAAUCAACUCAUCAAGGAUGGGGAAAUGGUGCUUCUGGAUGGAGGUUGUGAAUUUUCCUGCUAUGUGAGUGACAUCACCCGUACCUGGCCUGUCAAUGGCAGGUUCACCGCAGCUCAGGCAGAACUCUAUGAAGCUGUUCUAGAGAUCCAGAGGGCUUGUCUGUCCCUCUGCUCCCCUGGGACAAGCUUGGAGAAUAUCUACAGCAUGAUGUUGACGCUAAUAGGACAGAAGCUUAAAGAGUUGGGGAUCAUGAAGAACAGCAAAGAAAAUGCUUUCAAGUCUGCUCGAAAAUACUGCCCUCACCAUGUAGGCCAUUACCUUGGGAUGGAUGUCCAUGAUACUCCAGACAUGCCCCGUUCUCUCCCUCUGCAGCCGGGUAUGGUGAUCACAAUUGAACCAGGCAUUUAUAUUCCAGAGGAUGACAGAGAUGCUCCAGAGAAGUUUCGAGGUCUUGGUGUGCGAAUCGAGGAUGAUAUAGUGGUGACUCGGGACUCCCCUCUCAUCCUUUCUGCAGAUUGUCCCAAAGAGAUAAAUGACAUUGAGCAGAUCUGCAGCAGAACCUCAUGACCCCCAUUGCAACUCAGAUGCAUCUCAGGUUCAAAACAGGCGUGCAGGUAUCCCUGCAUGUGUGCAUUCUGAGUCUCCAUGCAUAUUUAUGCACAUGUUUUAUUUGGGAGUGCAGCAGCUAUAUAUGAUGUGUGUAAUCAUUACAUGAGCUUUUCUAAGUAGAUGGAAAAAUGGAAAAGUGAAUUUUGGAAUGAUUUCUUACUGUGACUUUAGUAACAUUAAUUCUGUAGAAUUAAUGAUCCAAACAAGUUUAAUUUUUAAACAUAAAAUAUGGUUAUAUAAGUCAUUUCAUUCCAAUUAACACAUUUAAACAUAGGGAAAAUUCUCUUCUCUCUAGGUCCUUUCUUUUCUUUACUUUCACUGAUGUCAUAAGAUGUAUGAUGCCUGUAUUUUGAGCUAAUCACCAGGGUCUCUGCCUGUGCUGAGAGCUACAUGUCAGUGACUUUGGAUGGCCAGCACAUACCUUUCAUAACUCCUGCCUCCAUAUUCCAUAUUCUGCUUAUGUACUGGAGCCACAUGAAUUUGCAGGGGCACUGGCAUCCUUUCCAUUCAGCCACAGUCCAGAUUCAGCAACAUGAGCUAUUGAACAAAAUAGUUUUGAAUCUUUCUUGCUAUUUGAUUGCCUGAGCCCUAGAAAGUGUUUAGAUUUUUCAUAAGGAAGAAAACCGAACAGAAAGAAAAGAAUGUGUGUCUCUUACAGAUCCAGACCUCCAACUAUUUCUUCUCUUCAAUUUAAAGAUGAUUCCUUUCCCAGGCAUCCCUGAUUCCUUUAUAAGUUUUUUUUUGUUGUUGUUGUUAUUGUUAUUGUUUUUGAGAUAAGUUGUUUACCUAGGCUGGUCUUAAACUUUAGGGCUUAAGUGAUCCUCCCAUCUCAGCCUCCAGAGUUGCUGGCAUGCCACUGUACCUGGCUCCUUCACAGUUUAUUUACUUUGUUUUUUCUUUUUCUUCCCACCUCUCCUCCCAGUACUAGAACCUAGCGCCUCACAUAUACUAGGCAAGCACUCUACCUACCACUGAGCUGUAUCCCCACAUCUUUUUAAUUUUGAGACAGGAUCUUACUCAGUUACCCAGGCUGGCUUAGAACUUGUAAUCCUCCUGGUCCAGCCUUUGCCUACCUGGGAUUACAUUUAAGUCCUACCAUACCUGGCCACCACACCAGGUAAUGCACUGACCUCAUAAGUUACUCUUGAAAUUACUGCACUGGCCAAAAGCAGAUCCCCCACUUACCCUGUUAAAAUCAAAAUAAUGGUGUUCAGUUUUCAGAGAAAUAACCCUCCUAUUCUGUGAUUUCCUCUAGCUCUGAUUAAUUAAUAUGUAUAUAUAUAUAUAUAUAUAUA